Molecule: messenger RNA, 3672 nt
Organism: Chara braunii
Lineage: Eukaryota; Viridiplantae; Streptophyta; Charophyceae; Charales; Characeae
Source: the annotation of a GenBank genome assembly
GGAGAGGGGCGAGGUGGGAGUUAAAUAGUCGGGCCACGAACUGAUGACCUUAUCGGGCCGCAGCUCGGUGACAGAGUCGCAAUCCAACGGUCAGGAGAUGGCGGCGUCCGAAGGCAGACGACCCCACGUUCUCCUCGCAGCGACCGGUAGCGUGGCUGCCAUGAAGUUUGCCAUCGUGGCGACGGGCAUUGCGGAGUUCGCCGACGUCCGGACGGUGGCCACGAAGUCGGGCUUGUUCUUCAUCGACCGGUCGGCCUUGCCAGCUAACGUUCCUCUCCUGACUGACGAAGAGGAGUGGAGCAGCUGGAGGAGACUCGGGGAUACCGUUCUGCACAUCGAGCUUCGGCAAUGGGCAGACCUUUUGGUGAUAGCUCCUUUGUCGGCGAACACGAUGGCGAAGAUUGCCAAUGGAAUGUGUGACAAUUUGCUGACUUGCGUGGUGAGGGCGUGGGAUUACACCAAGCCGGUGCUUGUUGCCCCUUCCAUGAAUACGAUGAUGUGGGAUAAUCCCUUUUCGGCAAAGCAUUUGUCCGUCUUGGACGAAUUGGGGGUCAGAGUUGUGCCGCCCAUUUCGAAAAAGCUGGCCUGCGGGGAGGUGGGAAAUGGCGCCAUGGCUGAGCCGGGCAUUAUCGUGGAGGCUGUGAGGUCGGCCGCGAAGGCUUUGCCGUCUUGCAAGGCGCAUUUCCUAAGGCACUAAGAUUUCUUCAUCUGUGAGAACGCUUGCUUGCCCCGGCCGCUUGCGGUCGCGAUUCUCUCUGUUCUUGUUUGCUUCUUCCUCUUCUCCUUCUCUCCUUAAGUCUUUCUUCUUCCAGUUGUUGUCGGUGGUGAUGGUGCAUCUGCUGUUCUCAUCCGAUGGCGACUAUGCACACCCAGCCUGAUGAACUCUUCCUCUCUCUUAUCCAUCCUAUUUUUGAAGUUCCUCGCCCGGCGUACGCCUGCAUCCUCCAUCCUGGGAGCCCAAGGAGCGAGGGGAGGAGCGAGGGGAGGAGGAAGGGGUCAGGAGGGAAAGGGGAAAAGCGAUCAAAGAGAGAAAGAGCCGAUGGCAAGGGUGCGCAGUUCCUCUCCCCGUCGUUUUCUAUGGCCCGAAGCCGAUGGCAAUGCUGCAAUGCAAGUCAUGGCGAACGCACCUCUGGCAUUGGCGUUCUUUGUUUUGUAUAUUCCUUCUCAACUUCGGAUAGAGUGGACAGAGUAAAGCUGCCGUCUUUGAUUGAUUAGCUUUCGUCUUUUUUUUUACUUUGGUGCAAUCCGUGGCUUCGUGUAUGCUCGUUGCUCUUUUUCCCACAGCGUUUGAACAUACGUUGACCUUUUUACACGUCGGGCUGAAGGCUACUUUUGUUGUUGUUUGGGUUGAAAGUGAGUCGUGAUUGGUGAGGGUCAUAACCCAUAACCCCCCCUUUCUUGGGGGGAAGAUGUGAAGAAGGUAAGGAAGAAUGGUGGUGUUUUCGAGCUGUUUUUUUUUUUUCCUUCUGAUUAUUGUAGUGAUGGAGGCACACGAGAUGGAGGGAUGUCCAUCAGGGAUGCUCUUGAGGUCGGAAAUGGGCACAUAACCCUACAUUGUGUCAGAAAAAUGGGCAUCUAUCUUUGACAAUAAGCAACUUGUUUUACUGUUAUGAGCAUUGCUGCUGCGGCUGACUUGGCGAUACUUGGAAAUAGUGAGAGAGAGGGAGACGCGAAAGGUCGGUGAGUGCUCUGACAAGCAGCAGGUCAGGUCAGAGGACGGCAACGAUGGUCUUUUGAAGAUCGGGCGAUUGUACUGUGGUCAUGCCGACGUCAGUUGAGAUCUGUGAUCUCGAAACAGUCACAGCUUAAAUGUGCAGUGAAGUAGUAGAAACGCGUGGGGAGCUGAGCUAUCCCCGCCGCUCAUGGCGAUGUGAGUAAAGGACGUCGGUAGACCGCUAGAUGAAAGAUGAAGUACCGGUUCGAUCGAUCCAACGCAAUGCAAUCAGUCUUUGUUGUGGGUUCUUGGUGCAGUUGUCGAUGGUUCGGGGUCUUUUGCAGACCGAGCGUGUGAGAAAAUCGCGAUUUCAUCUUAUCCCGAUCUUAUAUCUGUUAUAAUGGCGGGAAACAGGCCAUCGUAUCUGUUAUAAUGCCGGGAACCAGGCCAUCGUAUCUGUUAUACGGCCGGAAACAGGCCAUCGUAUCUGUUAUAUGGCGGGAAACAGGCCAUCGUAUCUGUUAUAAUGGCGGGAAACAARCCAUCGUAUCUGUUAUAAUGGCGGGAAACARGCCAUCGUAUCUGUUAUACGGGUCGUCUUGCUCUCCUCUUCGUUCCUUUCCCUGUUGUUCUCUUGUCUUUUCUCUUCUUGUCCUUGAGAAUGGAACUCUCUUUCCCUCUCUCUCCCUCUCUCUCCCUCUUUCUCCCUCUCUCUCUCCCUCUCUCUCCCUCUCUCUCCCUCUCUCCCUCUCUCUCCCUCUCUCUCCCUCACUCUCGGCCUCUCUCUCGCUCUCCCUCACUCUCUGCCUCUCUCUCCCUCUCUCUCCCUCUCUCUCUCUCUUUCCCUCACUCUGCCUCUCUCUCUCUUCUCUAUGCAGAUGAAAGUGUUUCUGUUGAUUUGUGAAAACUAACAUACGCUGUGGGCGCAGCGUUGGUCUCACGAGCGACAAAUGCUGAUGAUAUUUAUGUUAAUGGUCCAUGUAAUAUGCCGAUAUUGAAUGCCAGUGCUUCUGCAAAGAACAACAGAAAAUGAUAUCCGAUGCCCUGGCCGUGGACUAAGUGUUCGAGAGUAUAGAGUGAGAGGAGGAACCAGCAGAGGGAGUUCAUAUUUUGCCGGUGAGGUCGUCCCGAACAGGAUGCGCGAAUUGGAAACACGGAGAGAGAGAGAGAGAGAGAGAGAGAGAGAGAGAGAGAGAGAGAGAGAGAGAGAGAGAGAGAGAGAGAGAGAGAGAGAGGUGAUGAAGCUUUUAUAGUCUGAGUGAGGUAGCGCGCCUUUUCCUUAAGGGAUUGUGAUUGCUCACUGCAGUCUUAUGUGUGUUUAUUUUUCGAGCUGCCGCCCCUACCGGAGACGGUGAAUUCUGGCAGCUUAUGUAGGGACUGACUUUGCGGAUUGAACUUAUGGACAAGGACGGCAAGUGUGGCGACAGAUAGGUUGAUGGCAAGAGAAUGGUAAGUACUUCAUUUCUGGCCUUUCUAGUAUUGGUCACUUUAUUACUGGCCUUUCUAGUAUUGGUCACUUUAGUACUGGCCUUUCUGGUAUUGGUCACUUUAUUACUGGCCUUUCUAGUAUUGGUCACUCGUUAUGAGGGCGCUGUGAGAGUGUGAAUGGCGGCCGAUAUCGUGUAAAGAUCACUGCGGCGAAUCCACCGACAGAUUUGAGUGGAACCGGCGGUACGCGUGAUGUCGGGGAGGGGGAGGAAACGAGAGAGAUCACGGAGGAUGCUCUGUUGAUAAGCGCAGAGGAGCCGUCGAGGAGUCGUCCUGCUUACCGAAUGAAGAGGAGUGGUAGGUACCAAGUGUUAGGUAAAUGCAAUAGGCGCUAUACUGUGAAUGAUGCGGUGCGAGUGCGAGCGCAAUGGAGGAGAGGAGAGGAGAGGAGAGGAGAGGAGAGGAAAUCAGGGAAUCUCAUCUGGCCGGUCCACUGCGCUGCUUAUGGUAUUGGUAUUGCCUCACGUUAAUUAGGACUUCUUUUUCUUCCUUUUUUUUUUUUUUUUUUUUUAAUUUGGUGCUCCGAUCUC